UCCAAGCCUCCUCCUGCGACGCUGCAAGAAAACCAUUGGUUCCUUGCAUGAUUCUGUUGUCAGUCUCUUGUACCAACAUGAUCACAAGCUCCUUUCCUCCUCGUGAUCACUCUUCUCGGUCGACUUGAUGACCCUCAUCUUGCAGUUUUAUUGCUUGUAGAAGUCGAGCUCUUGUUGCAUCUUUGUGUGCCUUUGCUUACGUUUUGACAAUGAUCUACAGCGUCGACUUGAUCUAGCAACCAUGCGAUUUCCACCAUCUCUCCUGCUGCUCGGCUGGUCCAACAUCGCGAGAUCGGCAAUUAUCGACAGAAAAGAUGCGGAUGCUGGACAUUAUAUGUAUCUGGCCGGGUCGGGCGGCCAACAAGAGCUAGGAAAUACAAAGGACCACCGGUCGCACAGCCUGCGUGAUACCUUGGGAGCACUUCAGGUCAUGCAGAAUUCAUAUUUUGACCUCUCGACGGGGACAUGGCCCGCUGCUAUCGAUUGGACUGCGGCAGUCAUGGGCACUCAUGUCUCGGCGACCCUAUCCAGCAUUGUGGCCUCAGCCGACGUCUCUUUGACAUCCUCAUGUUCUGAAUUGUUGGAGUGGCAGAACACCAUCGACCGAUAUUUUGCACAUACUUCGAGUUUCUACUUUGGAGAAAAUGCCUUUUCUUUGCGCAAUCAAGCCUUUGAUGACAUGCUAUGGGUGGUUCUCGGCUGGCUCGAGAAUGUGAAAUUGGUGGAUCUUUUUGCAUCUAAGCAUUGGGACUUGCCCCUGUCCCAGUCCCCCACAUCCAUAUCCUCGGGAGGCUGGUAUGGUUUGCAGUUUAAGCCGAUGGCUGCACAUCGCGCCCGCGUCUUUUACGAUCUUGCGUCUGCUGGUUGGGACGAGUCUCUCUGCGGAGGUGGCAUGACCUGGAAUCCCUACCUAACACCUUACAAAAAUGCCAUUACCAACGAACUCUUCGCGGCCGCAAGUAUUGCCAUGUACUUGUAUUUUCCCGGUGAUAACAAUACGUCGCCGUUCAUGUCGCAGACGUCGGACAGUCUCCCGCAGCCACGUGAUCCUGUAUAUUUGGACAACGCAAUCAAGAGCUACAAGUGGCUCGUCGAAAGCAACAUGGCCAACGAAAAGUCGGGAUUAUACCAAGAUGGAUUUCACAUCAGGGGAUGGCGCCGUUAUCCCAACGGCACCAUCAACCCAGGCACCGAGCAAUGCGAUGAGCUCGACUCGAUGGUCUACACAUACAACCAAGGGGUGAUCCUGUCGGCUGGUCGUGGCCUGUGGCUCGCGACAGGUGCUCGGAGUUAUCUCGACGACGGCCACAAGUUGGUGGAAAACGUCAUCCGUGCCACGGGUUGGCCCAAUGACGGGCCAUCGUGGGCUGGUCUGGGCCGAGGCGGUGUAUUGGAAGAGGUCUGCGACCACGGCGGCUACUGCAGUCAGAAUGGGCAGACAUUUAAGGGCAUCUUCUUCCAUCACCUGACUGAGUUUUGCCGUCCUCUGUGGCCACAAGAAGAGGCGUUUGUGGCGAGUGGCACGUCGAAGGACUUUGACGAGGCAGUGUAUCAAUACCACCUGGCGCGCUGUGCCGCUUACGACAAGUGGAUUAAGCACAAUGCUGACGCUGCGUUGGCAACACGUGACUAUGACGGUCGCUUCGGUAUGUGGUGGACUUUUGACGAGCUGGACGAUGAUGCAAUGUCCCAAAUUGACAAGACGACCGAGUUGCCCCCAGGAGCUAUUGAUCAGCAAAACCCGCGACCACAGAAUUGGGUGGACCGACCGCUAAAGGGGCAAGAUGUCAAUGACCGUGGGCGAGGGAGAACGGUGGAGACACAAAGUGGCGGAUUAGCGGUGUUACGCGCAAAGUGGCACUGGGAACAUCAUCUGCAUGAGUUCUCCAUCUAGGUAGUAGCCCGAGGGGCCGUGAAGCCGACCUCGGGAGGAGUUGGGUCGGUGGUACAAUACGAAUACUCAAUGCCUCCUUUCAAGGUCAUUUAUCAUUC
Molecule: messenger RNA, 1992 nt
Organism: Exophiala mesophila
Lineage: Eukaryota; Fungi; Ascomycota; Eurotiomycetes; Chaetothyriales; Herpotrichiellaceae
Exons: 1
Coding region: 242-1894 (550 amino acids)
Biological process (GO): carbohydrate metabolic process
Source: RefSeq, a predicted model, not a curated record